Molecule: messenger RNA, 1332 nt
Organism: Nakaseomyces glabratus
Lineage: Eukaryota; Fungi; Ascomycota; Saccharomycetes; Saccharomycetales; Saccharomycetaceae
Gene: EXG1
Product: glucan 1,3-beta-glucosidase
Biological process (GO): glucan catabolic process
Cellular component (GO): cell surface; extracellular region
Molecular function (GO): glucan exo-1,3-beta-glucosidase activity
Source: RefSeq, a predicted model, not a curated record
AUGGUUUCUUUCUCUUUUGCUACUAUUGUAGCAGCGCUUUCUGUAAGUGCGUUGGCUAAGCCAGUAAUUGCUCCAAAGAACAAAGACACUUCUCUACACUUCGUCAACGAGAAGAGAUACUACGACUAUGACUCCAAGGCCAUCGGUGAACCAAUUAGAGGUGUUAACAUCGGUGGUUGGUUUGUUCUAGAGCCAUAUAUCACUCCAUCUCUAUUCGAGGCAUUCCGUACAAACCCAUAUAAUGACGAUGGUAUCCCAGUUGAUGAGUACCACUAUUGUGAACAAUUGGGUGAACAAGAAGCUAGAAACCGCUUGGAAUACCACUGGUCCACUUUCUACACUGAACAGGACUUCGCUGAUAUCAAGUCCAAGGGCUUCAACUUGGUCAGAAUUCCAAUUGGUUACUGGGCUUUCAAGGACAUGCCAAAUGACCCUUACGUCAAGGGUUCUCAAGAGUACUACUUGGAUCAAGCUAUUCAAUGGGCUGAAAACAACGGUCUAAAGGUCUGGGUUGACUUGCAUGGUGCUGUCGGUUCCCAAAACGGUUUCGAUAACUCUGGUCUAAGAGACUCUAUUGACUUCUUGGCUGAUGAAAAUCUACAAAACACUAAGGAAAUUCUAAAGUACGUCUUGCAAAAAUACUCUCAACAACAAUACUUGAACACAGUGAUCGGUGUUGAGUUGAUCAAUGAACCUUUGGGUCCAGUUAUCGAUAUGGACAAGAUGAAGGAACAAUACAUCAAGCCAGCUUACGAAUAUUUGAGAAAUGAAUUGCAAUCCAUUCAAGACAUUAUUGUUCAUGAUGCAUUCCAACCAUUCCACUACUGGGAUGACUUCAUGACUGUCGACACUGGAUACUGGGGUGUAGUGAUUGACCACCAUCACUACCAAGUUUUCUCCACCGGUGAACUACAACGUGACAUGGGCCAACACAUCCAAGUCGCUUGUGAAUGGGGUUCCGGUAUCUUGACUGAAUCUCACUGGACUGUUGCAGGUGAGUGGUCUGCUGCCCUAACUGACUGUACCAAAUGGUUGAACGGUGUUGGUAUUGGUGCUAGAUACGAUGGAUCUUUCUGGAAGAACGGUGUUUCUUCCUCUUUCAUCGGAUCAUGUGCUAACAACGAGGACAUUUACUCCUGGAGUGAGGAAAGAAAGGAAAACACUAGAAAAUACAUUGAAGCUCAACUAGAUGCUUUUGAAAAGAGAGGUGGCUGGAUCUUCUGGUGUUAUAAGACUGAAACAAAUAUUGAAUGGGAUGCUUCUAGAUUGAUUGAAUAUGGCAUGUUCCCACAGCCAUUGACUGACAGAAGAUACCCAGGUCAAUGUGCUUAA